AUGUUUUCUAAUAGAACAGCCCUUCGUUUAUGCUCGAAGGUGGCUUGGCCUUCCACCCGCACCGUUGCACUACCUGCGGCUCGUCGGCUGCAGGCCAUAGGCGUGCGAGCGCAUUCCACCAUUACCGCAAACACCAGACACCAAAGGCCAUAUACCCAGCCAGCCAGCCAACAGGCCCGACUAUUCUCCAAUUCAGCUUGUUUAUCACAAUCAAAUAGCAGCUACGAACCUCUCUCGCUAAAAGAAUACAAGUUUGAAGAUAUAAACUCCUCCUUACCCAAACAAGACCCUUCCUCGCCCUCCUCAAAGCCAAAUAUAAUCCUAAUCGAUGUCCGCGAACCACCCGAGCUCGAAGCUACGGGAAUCAUCCCAUCCGCUCUCUCCAUACCCAUCGGAUCCCAAACGGACGCCAUGUUCCUUACCCCAGACGAGUUCUUGACUCGGUUCGGUUUCCCCAAGCCAGGCGUGGAGGGAGGCGACAAUAACACUGCUGCAAAGAUGGUGUUUUACUGCAAGGCCGGCAUUCGAGCUCGCACAGCAGGUGAACUGGCUGUUAGGGCGGGGUAUGACGCUGAUAGAAUCGGGGUGUACGAUGGAAGUAUUUUGGACUGGGAGAGGCAUGGCGGGAAGGUAGAGAGGUGGGAUGGACCUGAAUAUUGA
Molecule: messenger RNA, 660 nt
Organism: Nannizzia gypsea CBS 118893
Lineage: Eukaryota; Fungi; Ascomycota; Eurotiomycetes; Onygenales; Arthrodermataceae
Product: rhodanese domain-containing protein
Exons: 2
Coding region: 1-660 (219 amino acids)
Cellular component (GO): mitochondrion
Molecular function (GO): thiosulfate-cyanide sulfurtransferase activity
Source: RefSeq, a predicted model, not a curated record